Molecule: messenger RNA, 4892 nt
Organism: Perca flavescens (yellow perch)
Lineage: Eukaryota; Metazoa; Chordata; Actinopteri; Perciformes; Percidae
Gene: sox5
Product: SRY-box transcription factor 5
Exons: 18
Coding region: 755-3046 (763 amino acids)
Biological process (GO): positive regulation of chondrocyte differentiation; regulation of transcription by RNA polymerase II; cell fate commitment
Cellular component (GO): nucleus
Molecular function (GO): RNA polymerase II cis-regulatory region sequence-specific DNA binding; DNA-binding transcription factor activity, RNA polymerase II-specific
Source: RefSeq, a predicted model, not a curated record
GUUGGAAAGCUCCAGGUUUCUGUCAUCCCAGUAACUUGUGGCUUUUACAAAUAGGCUACACCUGCAUUUGUUAUAUUUCUCCACUCGUUUAUUCAGGCCUUCUGUAGUUUACUGAAUGUUCAGGAACAUGACAAACAAAGUAACUAACUGUAAAUCGAACUGAAUGUGUCUUUAUCAUCGCUAAAUAGUACGCAGACCUUUUUGUUUUUAUGACGUGCAGCGCAAGGGAAGCAAAUGAGUAAGCUAGGAGAGAGCGGUACCGAAGGCUCUGGUAGCCUACAGACCAAUGGAGAAGCAGGAUGCUGCAGCAUGGCAUUCUAAUAUGUGCCCAAAAAAUAGUACGUCAGUCUUCGCCUUCGUGAGCUUGACAGGAAGAGAAAGCUAACGUUGCUAACUUUUGGGUGAAGUGAAGAGAGAGAGCAGGAAAGAGGUGGAGUGGCGAGAGAGAGACAGAGAAGUGACACAAAUCAAUGUGAGCACCCAAACCACCAUCACCAGCCGCAUCCGGCGCAGCCUCCCCGACCUCCAUCACCUCUCUGCCUUUACCAGGGAAAGACGGAUAGGAACAGAGUCACAGGAAAGACCGCAUCCUCAACAACGCAGCAUCCGGGUUGGUCGUGUCUCUGAUGGGUAUCCACUCUUCAGCAGAGCCACCUUUCCUGGGACGCUCCUAGGAGUGAGGGGGGCCAGCAGACAGAGGAUCUGAUUACUUCAGAGACAUUUUUCUCUCCAGGUUGACCCGUCAAGUUACUGGAUGUCUUCCAAGCGACCAGCCUCUCCAUAUGGGCGGACAGAUGGAGAGGUAACCAUGGCAACCAGCAGACAGCGAAUGGAGGAUGAAGAUAGCGAGGGACUGGGCGGUGUCAUCCACCUCCCCCUGGUCUCCUACUGCGGCAAGGUGUCCCCUCGCUCGCCCCCCAACCGCAACUUGGACAGCCCCCCUAACAUGGAGCGGGACUGCACUAAAGGAAGCUCUCUGAGUCCUUACCCCCAGCACAAUGCUACCUCACCGGGCAAAGAGGAUGGCGGAGGCGGAGGCGGAGGGCGGCCCUGCGGCGACGGGGGCUCCGCCACAGGUACCCUGGGGACCCCCGAGAGACGCAAGGGCAGCCUGGCAGACGUGGUGGACACACUGAAACAACGCAAGAUGGAGGAGUUGAUCAAGAACGAGCCAGAAGAGGCCCCCAGCAUUGAGAGGCUGUUGUCAAAGGACUGGAAGGAUAAACUUUUGGCCAUGGGCUCAGGGCACAUCGGGGAAAUUAAAGGUACUGCAGACAGCCUGGCGGAGAAAGAGCGCCAACUCAUGGGCAUGAUUGGCCAGUUGAGCAGCCUGAGGGAGCAGCUCCUGGCGGCCCAUGAGGAGCAGAAGAAGCUGGCCGCCUCGCAGAUGGAGAAGCAAAGGCAGCAGAUGGAGCUGGCCAAGCAGCAGCAGGACCAGAUUGCCCGGCAACAGCAGCAGCUUCUGCAGCAGCAACACAAAAUCAACCUCCUGCAGCAACAAAUCCAGCAGGUCCAGGGCCAACUCCCUCCGCUGAUGAUUCCCGUCUUUCCUCCAGACCAGAGGACUCUGGCAGCGGCUGCAGCCCAGCAAGGCUUCCUAAUGCCCCCUGGCUUCAACUACAAGCCUGGCUGCAGUGACCCGUACCCUCUCCAGCUCAUCCCAACAACAAUGGCUGCUGCUGCUGCUGCCACACCAGGCCUGGGACCCCUCCAACUCCAGCAGUUGUACGCAGCUCAGCUGGCGGCCAUGCAGGUUUCCCCGGGAGCCAAGCAGCACGGAGGCAGCCUGCCCCCCCAGGCCAACAUGGGCACACACUCCCCACCCACCAACACACACUCACAGAGCGACAAGGGCCGCAGCUCCCCGCUACCAAACAAGGCCAAGGACAGUGAGGGUGCACAGCCACUGAACCUGUCGGCCAAGCCUAAGGCAUCCGAGAGCAAGUCACCCAACUCCCCCCCAACUUCCCCACAGGUCGCUGCUGCUGCUGCCACCAAGCUGGGCCCCGCCGGCUCCAUGAAGCACAGUGUUGCCCCCUCCAGCAUCGGAGGUCCACCGACCAGAGUCAGCUCGAUAGCAGACUUGUUGUCGACGCUGUCCACGACCGCCUACCUGAACGACCACGAGGCGGUGAGCAAGGCCUUCGCCGAGGCCCGGCAGAUGAAGGAGCAGCUGAAGAGAGAGCAGCAGGUCCUGGACGCCAAGGUUUCCGCCGUCAGCAAUCUCAGCCUCAACAAUGGACGCUCAGACAAGGACAAGGCUGCCUUGGAGAGUCUGAGUCAACAGCUUAAGCAGCAGGCGGAGGACAAGUUCAGCCACGCCAUGCUGGACUUCACCAUGAGCGGAGACUCUGACGGCUCCCCCAGCGUGUCAGACUCCAGAAUAUUUCGGGAGGCUCGGGGCCGUGGCAGCGCCGAGCCGCACAUCAAGCGGCCGAUGAACGCCUUCAUGGUUUGGGCCAAGGACGAGAGGAGAAAGAUUCUCCAGGCCUUCCCCGACAUGCACAACUCCAACAUCAGCAAGAUCCUCGGCUCCCGCUGGAAAGCCAUGACCAACCUGGAGAAGCAGCCCUACUAUGAGGAGCAGGCUCGCCUCAGCAAGCAGCAUCUGGAAAAAUACCCAGACUACAAGUACAAGCCGCGACCCAAACGCACCUGCCUGGUGGACGGCAAAAAGCUGCGCAUCGGCGAGUACAAGGCCAUCAUGAGAUCCCGCAGACAGGAAAUGAGACAAUACUUCAGUGUGGGGCAGCAGGGCCAGUUGCCCUUGUCCUCCGCAGGCGUGGUUUACCCAGGUGCCCUGUCAAUGGCGGGAAUCCCCUCACCCCAGAUGCCCUCAGAGCACUCCAGCAUGUCCAGCAGCCCCGAGCCCAACGCCAACCACCACCAAAACCCCCACAUGGCAGGCCUGAAGGGGGACGAGCCCCGGAUCAAGGAGGAGGAGCUGCGGCUGGACGACAGCAACGGUGACGUGUACGACGACUUUGACUACGAGGACGAAGAGGCCGAUUACACCAGCGAUAACGACAACCAUAUCACCCAAUAGGAUGGCGUGGCCGGCGCCUAAUUCCAAGCCAAUCGCAGCUGGUUAAUCCCACACAAUCCCAAACCCACCAAUCAGGAAGAAAAACGUUCUCUUUUUUGCCAAUCACCCUGAGUCCCAAUCUCACAGCACCCACCACCCUCUCCCCCUUCCUGACUAACACGGACUCUUUUAACAGAGCCAAAGCCCUCCCACUGGAGUCCUGAUACCAGCAUCUGAUCAAUCAACUGAAGCACAGGACCUGUCACUCACACUGACUGUUACACAAACUGGAGUCUGGGAGGGAGAGACGACCAAGCCAGCCUCUGAUGCUUGCGGAGGAAUAUUCAAGUACUACUGCAAGAUUUUGAGUGUAAUGCCACGAGUCAGGAGAAAUUAAAAGUCACACUCAGAAAGCAAACCUUUAAGACCCGUUUGUAGAAAAAGGAGACAUUUUCAAAUGAAAGACGAAUCAGUGGACCUGUCAAAGGCAAACAGAUGACACUUUAAGAUGGCGGACCUGUUUAUUAUCAAGAGACACUUUUAAAAAAUUUAAAAAAAAAAAAAACAGCUUUUUUUGUUCUUUGGUUCUAUAAUAUUCUCACUCAGGUACCCGGUGCCAAUAAGUGGCUUGUGAAUGUGAUUUGUUGUUUUUGUGCUACAAGUUUGAAUAAUAAUAGAAAAAAAGAGACAUUUCUUUUUUUCCCCAUUUGUCGUAAAGCACCUGAAAGACAUCAGACGUGUUUAUUUUUAACAAAAAAAAAACGUAUCUUUUCUCCAACCUCGCAGUGUGCUGUCAGCGGUUCCCCCCAGUUUUUCUCUGUGUUUUUGUGACUGCCCGCUCCCCCCACUAAUUUGGAAUCCGAUGGGACAGUCCAGCCAGGACUGACCAGUAGAGCGUGGACUGUCCCACUUUGAGGGAUUUCCAUGGGGGGAGAAGGGAAGUCUCUCUGGCAUCACGGAGCAGAAACGAAAGCACUGUGUUGCGAGACAAUCCAUCAGUUUUCUUCUCACUCCGUCCCUCUAUCUCGAUCUCGUCCAGGGCAAAACAUCAGUACGACUUAGCUUGAGUGUGUGUCGGUGUGUGCUGGGUUUACUCAUUUAUUGGCCGUUUUGCACAUGCGUGUAAAAUCGAGCGAGAAAAAGGCUAAAAACGUCUAGGAUACAGAAAAUCAGGCUUACGCUGCUGCUGUUAUUUACUGUACCACACACACAUAUAUACACACUCACACACACACACACACACACACAACUGUUGUUCUGUCCCUCAGUGUUUUCCUGCUCCCUCCAAUUAACAUCGUCCUGCUGUCCUUGGUGGGCGGAGCUAAGCUGAAGCAGCCAGUCAGUGUUUCUGUUUGUAUUUGAAUACUGUAUUUUAUUAUUUCUCUUCAAACUGCCUCUAGUCUAAUAAUAUUAUUAACAAUAAUUAUAAGGAUGGUCAGCGUUUCCUAAGUUUAGUAAGUUAUGUACAGUAUAAUUUAUUUUUCUCCUCUUUAUCGGGUUUUUAUGACCAUAUGAGACUAUGACAGUCAAUGAAACAUUAUUCUAUUUAGCUGGUAGAUAUUUAGAUCUAAACAAAAGUUGUCAUUUUACCUUGCUUUGUUUUGCAUUCUUUUGUUCCCUUCUUUUUUGAUGCAUUUGUUUUGUAUUAAUCCUCCGGACUGGGGGGGGCGGUCGGAGUUAGGACAGCGAGCUGGACUGACCGAGUAGACGCCGGCCCUCCUCCGAGCUGAAGACAUAACCUUUUCAUGUCCAAACCCAUUUCUAAAAAGCACUCAGACUCUGAGAAAAAGAAGAACGUGAUUUUUUUAUUGUUAUUAUAAUUUUAUUUGAAAUGAUUAUUAUAAUGUAUAAUGUGAAGUUUCCUCUC